AUGCCUUAUUCAAGAAGUGGAGGAACGAUGCUGGCAAUCAUCCUAGUUUUAGUUAUAGGUGUACCUAUAUUGAUUAUUCUUACCUCUCUUUUUAUCAUUGUUGUUAUAUACUGCUGUUGCCAAAAAAGCGGAGCAACGGAAGAUGAACUAGCGAAAAGUCUGAUCGAGAACUGCAGGCGAGCGGAGCCACCGCCCGAAGAAGAAGGAAAAUACUUGCCGGAGCCAUUCGAUGCUUCAGCAUUCCAGUUCAAAGGACCACUCAUUAUUGAAUGUCCUAAAUUACACAUUCUUGAGCAUGAUCUUACAAACGCGAAACCAACUGGAAGUAGUGUAAAGGAUCAUGUUCGAUUCGAUGAAAACCUUAAUGUCGCUUACAACAUUGGAGAAAAUGUUGAAAUAGUUAUUAAAAACUGUGGACAAGGGACCAAAAUCGGAAGUACUGAAGUGAUCAAACAAGACGGAGAUGAAGAUGAUGAGGCAAUUAAUGAACAAGAAAACGAUUCCAGACAUUCGAUGACCGAAAACGGAGAAAAAAUAAUAGCAAAAUAUUGCAAAACGCGAAAUACUCAAUCACAAGAGAAAAAAAGUGGAACAAGGGAAGUGUCAGAUCGGAGAAGGAAAUCCAGACCUGUAUCAGUCCAUGUAGAAAAAACACAGCCAAGCAGGUAUUCCGAAUCAUCCACUCAAACUCUCAGGGUUGAGGGCGAAGCCAGUGUUAGGAAUGGGACGGAUGUGCGAGAAUGUAACUCCAGCAUGGAGUAUGAAGUCAGAACAAGAAAGAGUAAAGUGCCGCGGGAAAGAGCUUCAACUAUCUUACUUAAACAAACAGAUCUGGAUCAGGCACCCGCAAGAUCGAAAAAGAUAAUUUUAACCAAGGAACAUGAUGCGUUAUCCAUCGGCGCAAAUAUCAUGCCAACAGUGAGGACGGUGAAAUCCCAACAAAGGGAAGCCGAAGGUACUGAUCCUUCUGCAUCCGAUUCAUCCGGAAGUCAAUACAAGAGUUGCAACACAUCCGAAAGGAUGCGGUUGGAAGAAAAACGGUGA
Messenger RNA from Brugia malayi, 1044 nucleotides. RefSeq lists its product as uncharacterized. NCBI's taxonomy places the organism in Eukaryota, Metazoa, Nematoda, Chromadorea, Rhabditida, Onchocercidae. The record is from RefSeq and is a predicted model, not a curated record. The transcript is spliced from 7 exons. Bases 1 to 1044 code for a protein of 347 amino acids.